AUGGUUCCAAGAGACACAUUUCAGUGUGAUACACCUCGUAAACGUAUGUCAGAUGGUAUUGAUAAGUUGAAAGACGAAGAAUACAUUUUGAAAAGAAAACGAAAUAACGACGCUGUGAACAGAACGCGUCAGAAAAAACGGCAAGAAGAAAUUAACACAUUGAUGCGAGUGGAUCAGCUAAGGAAAGAAAAUGCUGAACUGGAAAGAAAGGUUGAAGGACUUCAGAAAGAAUUGUCGUUUUUAAAGGAAAUGUUUGUGGUUUAUGCAAAUAGUAACAGAGGAAAGCCAAAUACUUCUAGCAAUGGAGCAAAUGAAAAUGAUUGA
Molecule: messenger RNA, 324 nt
Organism: Thelazia callipaeda (thelaziosis nematode)
Lineage: Eukaryota; Metazoa; Nematoda; Chromadorea; Rhabditida; Thelaziidae
Source: the annotation of a GenBank genome assembly